UUGCAGGGAGUGCUCCGUGGGUAGCGUCGUUUCCGUUGCCGGCUGUUUGCAGUUGGGGAAACCGAGGCAGCUCCAGCUUCCCCCCUAGUUCUUCCGCUCCUGUGAGGAUUUUAAAAAAAAUGUUUAUUUCUUUGUGGGAGUUCUUCUAUGGGCACUUUUUUCGCUUUUGGAUGAAAUGGCUCUUACGACAGAUGACUGGAAAAUGUGAAUUGCAACGAAUUUUUGAUACCUAUGUAGGUGCACAAAGGACACACAGGAUAGAAAAUUCCUUGACAUACUCCAAGAAUAAGGUUUUGCAGAAAGCGACUCUUGUUGUCCAGAGUGAAGUGGACAAAUGUGUAGAGGAUAUAAUGAAGGAAAAGAAUAUUAACCCUGAGAAGGAUACCAGUUUUAAAAUCUGUAUGAAGGCAUGCUUACUGCAGAUAUCGGGUUAUAAACAGCUCUAUUUGGAUGUAGAAAGUGUGAGGAAAAGGCCGUAUGACUCUGAUAACCUCCAACAUGAAAAGCUGCUUCUCAAGCUUUGGAAUCUACUAAUGCCCACAAAAAAGUUGAAGGCUAGAAUCUCCAAGCAGUGGGCUGACAUUGGUUUCCAGGGUGAUGAUCCCAAAACAGACUUCAGAGGCAUGGGGAUACUUGGAUUAAUCAACCUUGUGUAUUUCAGUGAAAAUUAUACCAGUGAAGCUCACCAGAUUCUUUCCCGUUCAAAUCAUCCAAAAUUAGGGUACUCUUACGCAAUAGUUGGAAUCAACCUUACCGAGAUGGCUUAUAGCUUGCUGAAGAGUGAAGCUUUGAAGUUUCAUCUCUACAACUUUGUUCCUGGUAUACCGACGAUGGAACACUUUCAUCAGUUUUAUUGUUACCUUGUCUAUGAAUUUGACAAGUUUUGGUUUGAAGAAAAGCCAGAAAGCAUUAUGUAUUUCAACAUGUAUAGAGAGAAGUUUCAUGAAAAGAUUAAAGGACUCUUACUGGAUUGUAAUGUAUCACUAACUUUAAAGAUAUGAUUCCUCCAUAUUAUCUUCUAUUUCUACCACAUUUUGCACACACAACAGAAUUUAUAUGUUGUAAUAGAAAUUAUCUGAUCAAUUACACUCAUUAUAUAUAAUUUCCUACUAAAAUAUUUCAGAAAUUCUAUUUAAGAAAGCUAGUGGACAAUCAGUGUAUGUUUACAGUCAUUUAUACACUGUCCUCCAAAGGUACCUUAUCCUUCCAAAGAUCCCUACUGUAGAGGCCUGCAAACUACAGUUUGGAACUUGGGACUUAGCCCAUUUAGUGUAAAAGUAUAAAUCAGGUAUUUGUAUUAAAUUGGUUGAUUAAAAUGUGUAAAAACCAGUGUUCAUUUUUAUGUAUUGUUAACUAUCAAGUCCAUCUCUUUUCAGAGCUCUUUUCAGAUUUUUCGUGUCUUAGUUUGGGAACAAUUGUUUUUUAUUUCCUUUGUCUUGUUUUCUCCCUAGGUUAAUUAACAGGAAGAGUAGCUCUUCAAGGCUUUCUUUCUUUCUUUGAAGCAUCUCAAUCACAUUCCUAAUGUUGCUUCAUUAGUAGCAGAAAGCAGAGCUAUGUCAGACAAGAUCAAGAAACAGGGCCUCUUUUUGGUUCCUUUCAUUAGCAUAAUUGCUAAUGAGAGAAUGAUAGUAUUGGUGACUAGCUUUUUUGUUUUUAAAUACCAUACUUGAAAAUAUCACAGUGGUAUUUUAAAGCUUAAAGGCAUUUUCUCAUCUUCAGUAUUUGCUUUUCAGUCUGUUAUAGGAAAGAACUAUAGUUAGUGCUCACUGUGAGGGUCUUUUAUGAGGCUUCUCUGGCUGUGAGUGUUUAUGAAAAGAGAUGUAUUUGCUAAGAAAAUCUUGACUGUAUUCAGAGGACAGUGGCUUACUUUCCAUAAAGCUGUCUUUGAACCGAAACAAAAGGAAAACCUAAAGCUUCUUAAAAAUAUCCGUGAAACAUGGUUGGUUUAUUUUACUCACUGUUAACUGUUCCUUCUUUUUGCUUUGCCUGCAUAGUGUUUCUGGAUAAUGGCGUACGGACUUUAUGGGUGUUCUUUGAGUUGAUGGUCUGUGGGAUUCUAAAGUAGCCUGAGGAUGAUGACUGUGCAUUUCGUAUAGCUUUAUUCUCCUCAAAUCUCAGGAGGGCAUCAAGUGCUGUCAAGGAUUAUAUAGUGAGGAAAUUCUAACGGGAAUAAUUUCUUCCUUGUGUGUUUUAGAAAUCUGUACUCCUAGCAAAACUAAGAGUUUAAAGAUAAGUUUGUCUGAUUACUAAGUUCUCAAAUCCUACAGAAAGCAGCCUGUUAGAGACAUCAUUUAAACAUGAUGAGAGUUGGUGGAUCUCUUAAUGUGAAUAUCAAGUGUUUCAGGACUGACGCCUGUGGUAUAGCAAGACCUGAGACUUGCAGUAUUUGUUCCUGUCUGUUGACAGUCCUCUCUGUAAACUUGCCAGAGAGAAAAGCGAUGAAAAAUACCUGAGCGGGAAAUAACAGAUGCGGUUUUGUAUGGCACAUACAUUGAGAGCACAGCGUUAAAACUAUUAUUCUCAAAAAAAAAAAACAAAAAAAAAAACCAAACCUCCCCCCCCAAAAAACCUAUUAUUUUCUCAACAGGAUAAAACUUUUAAAAAUUGGAUUCAUUUUAUUAUAGUCAUGGUGGUCUAGCAUCUCAGUAUCACAGGGAUUUAAAGAUUGGCUUCUUGUAGGAGACUUCUCAACCUUGGGAUUAUCUUUCUUUUAUUUUGUUAUUUUUAUUAUAACAAAUAAUAAUUUGUUAUAUUAUUGUUAUAAUUGUGCUUUAUUAUCCAGGUCUAGAGUUCUAGGAGAUGUAGGAAAAUCCUGGUAAAGGUCAGGUGCUAACCAUUAAAGUUUUAAGUGUUUACUCUUACAUGGAAAGCAAUUCUGUUUAAUUUCCAAGCUGAAAAUACUUACCUUAAUAUUUUGAUCUUUCAAUAGCUGAGGUCUUGAACUGAUUUAAACCUUUGUCAAUACGCUUAAUAAAGAAUGAUCCAACUGUGGAAGGGGAAACUUUUUAAGCAAGUUUUUCCCCUUCAAGUAUUUCCCUAUUCAAGGAAAUAGCUUGAAUGUUUUAAAAAGAAUGUCAUCAGAAAAUUUGGUCAAUAAUAUGUUCUUUAAGUCAUCUCUAUUUGUACAAUAUAGAUAUUGUCCUGUUUUUGCUUAAAAUAAUCAGUAACCAUUUCAGAAAUUCUGUAGUGAAUUGGUCUAAAAGCUACCAAUAAAUUGUAACGUUUGAUAGUCUGGAAGCCAAGCUAAGUGUCACCACUUGUAAAUUAGAAUGUAAUAUAGUGACAUACAUGAAAAGAAAAAACAUAAUUGUGUCUACCUUCCUACUUUUCCUUGCUUUCGACCUAUGUAUGUUAGAAUUUUAUGUAGUCUUAAAAAUCCAUAUUUAGAAUCCUGCCUGUUUCUAUAAUAAUGAAUGAAAUAUCAAAGUAGUGAUAGAAUUGAAGUAGCAGGAAAAUUAUGUUUGCUUUAGCAUCAGAAAAGUGAAUCAAUGUGGAAAUGAAUUUUUGUAUGUGCCAGAUCAAAGAGAGUGUGCCAGUGACAAGAAUAGUGUAAACACAGUUAUACUGGUUGUAGUUCAAGUAUGUUCUGAAAGACAAUCUUUAAGGAAAUAGGAGAAAUCAGGGGAUAUCAAUAUAUCAGUGAACCUAGACCCGCCUCUCUUUGUAUAUACUUAUGGUGGUAGAGUUAGAUAUAAAAUCAUUGUCUUACUGGCACCAGUUAGAAAACAAAAUCUUUUUCUUGAAAACGCCCAUCCUGUAUUUUUUUUUCCUCUCUUAACAACUGUUUGGAUUUGUAUGUAUUUUUCUAUCUGAAAUUUAUGUGUAGUCUUCAUUUUUAUUCCAGCAUUAAUAAUUGUUUAUAUUACUGUUUCUCCCCUUAGCAUUCAGUGAAAUUGAACUUGAUCAAAGAUUGCUCAAAGGAGCAGCAUUACACGAGUGAAAAGUGGAAUGCUCAUUGCCAGAGCAGGAAAUAUUACACACUAUCAUGGCACAGAAGAAAAGAGGUUUGGCUUGGAGAGCAAUAAUGGUUAUUAUCUUCCUUGAAGUAAUGAUUGGGGGCCAGCAGCUAUUUUCUCAGGAUAAAUGGUCCACUCAACUUCUCUAUGAAUAAGUCUGGGGAGGCUUACUUUCCAUUUUCACAUUUAGGAACUUCUCCACACAGGCAGAUUGUUAACGAAGAUUAAUGGACUUUAAACAUCUGAGAGAAAUCAUGACUGAGCUUGUUUUGCUUUGUUUUGUUUUCUGGCUUCAGCUUUUGACAAGAAAAAAAUUAAAUGUACUUCAGCUAAGACCCAACUAUUAUAGGGGAAUUCUUUUUUUUUUUUCCCAAUUAUAGGGCAGUUCUGUGUUUCUGUUAAUGUAUUUAAAAAAUGAGCAGCAGCUUUCCCUGGGGGGAAAAGUGCGGGUUGGCAAGUUAAAGAAAUAGAUUUUUGUCUACUUUGGAUAAAACAAUUAACUUCUUAUGUAAAAGCAAUAGUUGAAAUGUGAUGUUAUUUUGUUCGGAAUGUUGUGAACAAAUUAAAACAAAAGUGUCAAAAUUGU
This is a messenger RNA of Neogale vison (American mink), 4542 nucleotides long. RefSeq names its product ELMO domain containing 2 (gene ELMOD2). Lineage: Eukaryota; Metazoa; Chordata; Mammalia; Carnivora; Mustelidae. Gene Ontology annotation, cellular component: membrane. The transcript has 9 exons. The coding region runs from base 120 to 1001 and encodes 293 amino acids. Gene Ontology annotation, molecular function: GTPase activator activity. The record is from RefSeq and is a predicted model, not a curated record.